Molecule: messenger RNA, 1113 nt
Organism: Gallus gallus (chicken)
Lineage: Eukaryota; Metazoa; Chordata; Aves; Galliformes; Phasianidae
Gene: SULT1B1
Product: sulfotransferase family cytosolic 1B member 1
Exons: 8
Coding region: 84-974 (296 amino acids)
Biological process (GO): sulfation
Cellular component (GO): cytoplasm
Molecular function (GO): sulfotransferase activity
Source: RefSeq, marked validated
AUCUUCUGUGUGGGGAAAGGAAAAUAAAGCCCCUGUUUCUGCUGGCAGAGCGCUCCCUGCUCCUCGCAUCACACAGCAGCAGGAUGGGCACAGUGGAUGCCUAUUUGCGCCAGCCCUGGAGCACUGUGCAUGCCAUCCCCAUGGUUAGUGCCUUUGCUCAGAACUGGGAGAGAGUGGAUAACUUCCAGAGCCGUCCUGAUGACAUCGUGGUGGCCACCUUCCCCAAGUCAGGCACCACCUGGAUCAGUGAGAUCGUGGACAUGAUCCUUCAAGGUGGUGACCCCAAGAAGUGCAAGCGGGAUGCCAUCGUCAACCGGGUACCCAUGUUGGAGUUUGCUGCCCCCGGGCAGAUGCCAGCAGGCACAGAGCAGCUGGAGAACAUGCCAUCCCCUCGUAUCAUCAAGACUCAUAUCCCAGCUGACAUCUUACCCAAAUCCUUCUGGGACAAAAGCUGCAAGAUGAUCUAUGUGGGCCGCAAUGCCAAGGAUGUGGCUGUCUCCUACUACCACUUUGACCUGAUGAACAAGCUGCACCCUCACCCAGGGACAUGGGACCAGUACCUGGAGGCUUUCAUGGCUGGCAAAGUGGCCUAUGGCUCUUGGUUUGACCACGUGCGGGGCUACUGGGAGCGCCGGCAGGAGCACCCCAUCCUCUACCUCUUCUAUGAGGACAUGAAGGAGGAUCUCCGCCGGGAGGUUGCCAAGGUGGCCCAGUUCCUGGGGCGGGAGCUGACGGAAGUGGCACUGGACGCCAUUGCCCACCACACAUCCUUUGAGGCCAUGCGGGACAAUCCCAGCACCAACUACAGCGUUGUGCCCUCCCAGCUCAUGGACCACGGGAUCUCCCCCUUCAUGCGCAAAGGCAUCACCGGUGACUGGAAGAACCACUUCACUGUGGCCCAGAGUGCACACUUUGACCAGUACUAUGCUCAGAAGAUGGCGGGCACUGACCUGCGCUUCCGCACACACAUCUGAGGUGCCUUCUCCUGUCCUCAUUCCACAGCCCCGUAUCGCCCACCCAUGCCCACGGGACCACCUGAGCAACACCAUGGGCUCCUUCCCCUUUCUUGGUGCUGCCGGAGAGAAAUAAAGUGUCCUUGCUGAGCCCACUCUG